Neocloeon triangulifer is the source of this 2433-nucleotide messenger RNA. RefSeq names its product nucleolar complex protein 2 homolog (gene Noc2). Gene Ontology annotation, molecular function: histone binding; transcription corepressor activity. The transcript has 14 exons. The record is from RefSeq and is a predicted model, not a curated record. Gene Ontology annotation, biological process: ribosomal large subunit biogenesis; negative regulation of transcription by RNA polymerase II. NCBI's taxonomy places the organism in Eukaryota, Metazoa, Arthropoda, Insecta, Ephemeroptera, Baetidae. Bases 125 to 2413 code for a protein of 762 amino acids. Gene Ontology annotation, cellular component: nucleoplasm; Noc1p-Noc2p complex; Noc2p-Noc3p complex.
UUAAAAUCGUUUCCUCGUGAAAAAAUAAAACACAAACACAACACCACGUGUGUUUUAAGACAAUUUUUGAAGACACAUUUUAAUUUUUAAUUCGAAUUGAAAUUAGGAAAGCAACCAACUCAUAAUGAAGACAAAAGGAAAGGGCAAGAAGGGAAAAGCGUUUAGCAAGGCCGACGAGAUGAAGCUGAGGAAAAUGAUCAACAACCAAAGUAGCAAAGCGGACGAGGAAUCCGACGACAGCAGUCUUGACGAUGAGGAUUUGGAUGUGCAGGACGACGACGCUGAAGACUUGGAGUUUGGAUCCGAUGAAGAGGUUGCUGAUGAUGAGAAUGGAAAUGAAUCAGACGACGAGGAAGAUGAGGAGGAGAAAGAUGCCGGCAGCGAAGAGGACGAAAGUGUUGAAAAUGAGGGAAGCGGUAAAGAGGAAGACGUCGGAACUACUAAACAACACAAACAAGCACUAAAUAGGCUGAAGGACACGGAUCCGUCGUUUUACAAAUAUUUGCUGCAAAAUGACAAGGAAUUGUUGAAUUUUGAGGCGUCGGACGAUGAUUCUGAUGUUGACGAAGAUGAAAAAGUUCACAAACCACCUGAAACACUGGCUGAAGACAGCGAAGACAGUGACUUAGAAAAUGAAGAGGAAUACACCGGUGCUCAAAUAAAUGUCACCAAAGCCAUGGUUGAAAAUUGGAACGACAGCAUGCAAUCGGACGGAUCUCUUGAGGUUGUUGCCGAGAUUGUCAAGGCUUUCCAGUCCGCAGUGGUCCAGCUCCAUGGCAAAGAGGACGAAGGACGAACCAAUUUGAAGUACCAUUUUGUCGGCGCAGGACACUUCAACAGUAUAAUGCAGACCUGCUUGUCCUACAUGUAUUCGUCGCUGAGGAAGAUUUUGAAAAUGCCCAGUAACGUUUCCAUUGCCCAGCCUAUGAAAAGCAAGAGGUGGAAGAAGGCCAGGCAGCACAUCAAACUCUACCUGAACACUUUAAUUCAGUACCUGGGUCUGGUCUCGUCCGAAGAAGUUCAAGCGACGGUGUUGAAGCAUUUCCAUCAGAUGUCUCUAUUCGUUGUUUGCUUCCCCAAAAUGUGCAAAACCGCCUUGAAACUUUUGGUCAAACUGUGGUCGGAAGGGCUCAGCCAGCCAGUGCGAAUUCUUGCAUUCCUCUGCCUGUCCCGAUUUGCUUGCAACAGACAAAACCAAAUGUUGGAAAUGGUCCUCAAGGUCAUGUAUGUGACUUACGUGAGAAACACUCGUUUCCUCUCUCCGAGCGUCCUGGCCAAUGUCAAUUUCAUGCGAUUGUCCCUCGUUGAGCUUUUCUAUGUUGACGAGGCUGCUGCGUACCAACAGGCCUUUCUCUACAUCAGGCAGUUGGCCAUUCACCUUCGCAAUGCCGUCAGGGUCCACAAAAAGGAAACUCUGCAAACAGUUUGCAACUGGCAGUAUGUUAGCUCUCUGCAGCUGUGGUGCACCCUUCUGGCUAGAACAACUAAAUCUUCACCUUUGAGAAUGCUCCUCUAUCCGGUUGUUGAGCUGACAAUAGGUGUGGUCCAGUUGUUCUCAUCCCCGCAGUACUACCCUCUCAGGUUCCAUUGCGCCAAGAUGCUGACCUUCAUCUGCAAAUGCAGUCCGACUUUCAUUCCCGUGCUUCCCCUGUUGUACGAAGUGCUGGACGUGUACGACUUCAACAAGAAGCACAAACACGUCAGCAUGAAGCCCAUCGUCUUCACCUGCAUCCUGAGAGUCAACAAGCGCCAGCAGCUGGAGAACAGCUUCAAGGACGCCAUAAUCGAGCAGAUUUACGCAGUCGCCCUUGAGUAUUUGGCCUCCCAGAGCUACUCAAUCGCUUUUCCUGAUUUGGUUGUUCCGUUCAUUAGCCACCUGAUCAAGUUUUCCAAAACUUGCAAAGUGGCCGCUUUUGUCAAGAAAAUGAAGAGUCUGCAGGACAAAAUGGAAGAGAACAGCAAAUUCAUCGAAGAGGCUCGAAAGACCAAGAAUGUCAAUUUGACGAAACAGAAUGACCUCGAUGCUUUCGAUGCAUUUGUCAGAAGCAAAGUUUCUCCUCUGGACGCAUUCUACCAAAAUUGGAGAAAGGCAUUUGAAGAAAAGAAAGUCAUUCGGCAAAAGCAGAGCUUUGAUGAAGCAAAUGUUCCAAAGCUUAAGAAGCAUGCUGCUAAAACUAGCAAUGACGAGCCCACUGAAUUGUUCCCGUCUGAUGAUGAAGAAUCUGAUAACAUUGUUUUCAAGGGAAUCGACUCCGAUGAAGAACAAAAACCUGCUCCUAAGAAGAAGCCAAAGAAGACCAAAAAGGCGGCUCUGGUAAAACCUCCACCAGCUAAGAAAGCUAAGGUACAAGAACCUGUUGACGACAUAGAGGAGGGAGACAUUGUCGCCGAUUUCGACUUGGACGAUUUCUAAUUUGGAAAAAUAAAGCUAUU